This is a messenger RNA of Oncorhynchus masou masou (cherry salmon), 4174 nucleotides long. Its product is annotated as gastrula zinc finger protein xLCGF3.1-like. Gene Ontology annotation, cellular component: nucleus. Gene Ontology annotation, biological process: regulation of gene expression. Lineage: Eukaryota; Metazoa; Chordata; Actinopteri; Salmoniformes; Salmonidae. The coding region runs from base 1 to 1098 and encodes 365 amino acids. The transcript is spliced from 2 exons. The record is from RefSeq and is a predicted model, not a curated record.
AUGAAAGAGGAAAAAUGCUACUGUUAUGAAGUCAUAUGUAUAUCACACCAACUGACAGGUUCUUCUGAUGUUGUUCACACAGGAGACCAUGUUGAGACAUUCUCUACAUCUGGAGAGCAACAGCAGGAAGAUCACAGAGCUAAGAGGUCUCACCACUGCCCACAUUGUGAGGAGAUUUUCCCAAUUCUAUCAAAACUAGAAAUACACCUAAAACUACACACAGGAGAGAAUCUGUAUUCCUGCACUGACUGUGGGAAGAGUUUCACAACAUCACAGGCUCUGACAGUUCAUCUGCGAGUCCACACUGGAGAAAAACCUUACUCCUGCUCUGACUGUGGGGAGAGUUUCUCUCAACAGAGCAGCUUAAAAACACACCAACGUAUACACACAGGAGAGAAGCCUUACUCAUGCUCUGACUGUGGGAAGAGUUUCUCCGUAUCAAGCAACUUAAAAACACACCUAAAAAUACACACCGGGGAGAAGCCUUACUUCUGCUCUGACUGUGGGGCGAGUUUUUCUCAACAGAGCCACUUACAAACCCACCAACAUAUACAUACAGGAGAGAAGCAUUACUUCUGCUCUGACUGCGGAAAAUUCUUCACAACAUCAGCUGAGUUAAGAGUUCAUCAGAGAACACACACAGGAGAGAAGCCUUACUGCUGCUCUGACUGUGGGAAGAGUUUCUCUCAACAGGUCCACUUAAAAUGUCACCAGCGAAUACACACAGGAGAGAAGCCUUACUCCUGCUCUGACUGUGGGAAGAGUUUCACCCGAUUGGAUAUAUUAAAAUGUCACCAGCGAAUACAUACAGGAGAUAAGCCUUACUCCUGCUCUGACUGUGGGAAGAGUUUCUCCCAACAGGGCAACUUAAAAAUACACCAACGUAUACAUAAAGGAGAGAAGCCUUAUUCCUGUUCUGACUGUGGAAAAUGCUUCACAACAUCAACUGAGCUAAAAUCUCAUCAGAGAACACACACAGGAGAGAAGCCUUACUACUGCUCUGACUGUGGGAAGAGUUUCUCCCGAUUGGCUACCUUAAAAACACAUCAAUGUAUACAUAAAGUAGAAAAGCCUCAUCACUUCUCUCAGACCAGCUAAGAUUAAAGUCACUCUAUCAAUUAAUCCUCAUCUCAUAAAAUAAGUGGUAAGAGUGAAUUGGAUCAAGAAGAAGAAGAAAGCAUAGAACACUUGUAAUCCUAUUGUUUCUCAAUGUGAGAGAACUGUGCAGAGGAAAGGGAGCGUUAUAGAAUGAUGACAUUGGAAAUCAACUUCCUCCAUCUUUUUUUUACUUCAAAACAUAGAAAUGCGCCAUUUUCACAUGUGUUAAUGUUGGGGUGGUGCUGGGGAUGAUGAAUAUGAAGUUGAAACAUUUUAAAAUGUCCCUUUAAAGGAAAAAAACAAUAGGAUGGUGGUUGGUCGGGUGGAUGGAUGAGUCAGCAUAUAACAUGAAAGUCUAGCAACCCAACGGUUGCGUGUUCAAAUUUCAUCACGGGCAACUUUAGCAUUUUAGCUAAUAAGCAACUUUGCAACUACACUACAUGACCAAAAGUAUAUUGUUCAAAAGUUUGGGGUCAUUUAGAAAUGUCCUUGUUUUUGAAAGAAAAUCUUUUUUUUUUGUCCAUUUAAAAUAACAUCAAAUUGAUCAGAAUUACAGUGUAGACAUUGUUCAUGUUGUAAAUUACUAUUGUAGCUGGAAACAGCUGAUUUUUUAAAAUGGAAAAUCUACAUAGGUGUACAGAGGCCCAUCAUCAGCAGCCAUCACUCCUGUGUUCCAAUGGCACGUUGUGUUGUUAGCUAAUACAAGUUUAUCAUUUAAAAAGGCUAAUUGAACAAUAGAAAACCAUUUUGCAAUUAUGUUAGCACAGCUGAAAACAGUUGUGCUGAUUUAAAGAAGCAAUAAAACUAGACUAGUUGAGUAUCGGGAGCAUCAGCAUUUGUGGGUUUGAUUACAGGCUCAAAAUGUCUAGAAACAAAUAACUUUCUUCUGAAACUCGUCAGUCUAUUCUUGUUCUGAGAAAUGAAAGCUAUUCCAUGGGAGAAAUUGCCAAGAAACGGAAGAUCUAGUACAAUGUUGUGUACUACUCCCUUCACAGAUCAGAGCAAUCUGGCCCUAACCAGAAUGUUAAGAGGAGUGGGAGGCCCCGGUGCACAACUGAGCAAGAUGUACAUUAAUGUCUAGUUUGAGAAAGUCCUCAACUGGUAGCUUCAUUAAAUAGUACCUGAAAAAAAAAACAUUCUCAACGUCAAAAGUCAAGAGGCGACCCCGGGAUGCUGGCCUUCUAGGCAGUCUCAGACUGGCCAAUAAAAAGAAAAGAUUAAGAUGGGCAAAAGAACACAGACACUGGACAGAGGAACUCUGCCUAGAUGGCCAGCAUCCCGGAGUCGCCUCUUCACUGUUGAAUUUGAGACUGCACUGUAUUUCCGAUCAAUUUGAUGUUAUUUUAAUGGACAAAAAAACGUCUUUUCUUUAAAAACAAGGACAUUUCUUAUUGACCCCGAACUUUUGAAAGGUAGUGUAUGUGGGCACCUGCUCGUCAAACAUCUAAUUUCAAAAUCAUGGGCAUUAAUAUGGACUUGGUCUCCCUUGUGCUGCAAUAACGGCCUCCACUCUUCUGGGAAGGCUUUACACUAUAUGUUGGAACAUUGCUGUGGGGACUUUUUCCAUUUAGCCACAAGAGUAUUAGUGAGUUCGGGCACUGAUGUUGGGCGAUUAGGUCUGGCUCGCAGUCAACGUUUCAAUUCAUCCCAAAGGUGUUCGAUGGGGUUAAGGUCAGGGCUCUGUACAGGCCAGUCAAGUUCUUCCACACUGAUCUCGACAAACCAUUUGUGUAUGGACGUCUAUUUGUGCUCGGUGGCAUUGUCACGCUGAAACAGGAAAGGGCCUUCCCCAAAAUGUUGCCGCAAAGUUGGCAGCACAGAAUCAUCUAUAAUGUCAUUGUAUGCUGUAGCGUUAAGAUUUCCCUUCACUGGAACUAAGGGGACUAGUCCGGACCAUGAAAAACCAUUAGUUUUAGACCAUUAGUUGUCCUCCACCAAACUUUACAGUUGGCACUAUGCAGUGGGGCAGGUAGCGUUCUCCUGGCAUCCACCAAACUCAGAUUCAUCCGUCGGACUGCUAGAUGAGGAAGCAUGAUUCAUCACUCCAGAGAACAUGUUUCUACUGCAUCAGUCCAAUGACGGUGAGCUUUACACAACUCCAGCCAACGCUUGGCAUUGCGCAUGGUGAUCUUAGGCAUGUGUGCUGCUGCUCGGCCAUGGAAACCCAUUUUAUGAAGCUCCCAACGAGCAGUUCUUGUUGACGUUGCUUCCAGCAGCAGUUUGGAACUUGAUAGUGAGUGUUGCAACCGAGGACAGACCAUUUUUACAUGCUUCAGCACUCAGCGGUCCUGUGUUUCGAGCUUGUGUGGCUUAUCACUUCACGGCUGAGCCGUUGCUCCUAGACCUUUCCAUUUCGCAGUGACAGCACUUACAGUUGAACAGGGCAGAUCAAGCAGGGCAGAAAUUUUAUGAACUGACGGUGCCACAUUGAAAGUCACAAAGCUCUUCAUUAAGGCCAUUCUACUGCCAAUGCAUGGCUGUGUGCACGAUGUUAUACUCCUGUCAGCAACGGGUGUGGCUGAAAUAGAGAAAUCCACUAUUUUGAAGGGGUGUCCUCAUACUUUUGUAUAUAUAGUCUGCUUAACAUGUUAGCCUAGCAUGCAACUACUUACCAUGUUAAUGUUAGCAACAACUAAUUGGAAUACGUAAAAUAUCAUACGUAUAGCAAAUUCGUAACAUAUUGUACGAAAUGUAAUUAAGUAACAUACUAUACAUCCUACAAAUCGUAUUACAGUUAUAGGCCAAUGUAACAUAACAUACUGUAAAAUACUAAAUAGUGUGCUGUUUUUUUUUAACAUAUAGUACACUUUGCUCUGACACCAAGUUGUCUCUCUGCAGUUCUCUGUGGAAAUGAGCUAGUAGACACAUGUAUCAGCUAGAGAUGGUGUCAGUUCUUUUUUUACUACACAACAACUUUUGUUUAAUGAUACACAGGCUAUGAAACGACUACGUGUUUAUUAAAUUGUCUUUUAAAACUAGAUAGAUUCAUUAUUUUAGUCAUUGAUCAUUAAUGCAUUUGGAUGACUGUAAUGAACUUAAUUGAUCUGCUAAUGAAAAAAUAAACAUUCUACAUGAA